AUAAAAACUCUAAACCUGUUACUGUGACUAACAAUCGCGUGGACUCUAAAUCAAAAACUGUGCCAAUAAGUGUAACUAAUAAACGACAACCGCGUAAAAGUGCUCAACUUGCUAAAAUAAAGAUGGAUAAGUGGCUUAAGAAGUAAUUUCAAAGCACUUGUGUGUUAAAUCAGUGGACUUAAAGACAUUUUCUGAACUUUAAAUUUUUGUUGAGAUUAGUGGUAAACAACUAUUUUCUUGGAAAUCAUAAGUCAAGUCAAUAUUGUCAAAGUAACUUCUGCAAACUCCUUGUUGUUGGACUGUCGCGAAUGCGAGAGAAUUGUGUUUAACUUUGUCUGUUGCCGAUAGAUGGCGACAUAAUAAACAAAAAUGGCGUAUAGCUAAAAACAAAGUUUUAUUCUUAUGUUUGCGAUAAAUUGCCACAUAAAUUGGUGCCGAAACCCGGGAGCCUGACCAAACAGGCCUAAAAGCAGUCAAGAUGUCUAUGAAGAUCCUCAAGACGUCGCUGACGAAGGCGAAAAACAACGUAACGGUAAAAAUUAACGACAGUGAAGAACUUUUAAAAACCACGACCGAUGGCGAUGUUGUGUCAAACUCAAAACUUGAACUGCAACGUGACUUGCUGAACACGUCGCUAAAACACCUUGAAAAGGCCAUGGAAAAACUUACCAUAGCUAUCGAAACUGACCCAGAUGAAAGCCAAAAAUGUGAAACUACCCUCGAUGAAGCUACUGAUCUGACUUUCAAGACAGGCGACCUAAUCUGUCAACUUGAAUCUGAGAUAAAGAAAGGGUCUGCUGUCCCUCCAGCACCACCCAAACCUUCUGCUGAUCCUGAACAGCCGACUCCUCAUAAGCCAAAAAGUGCUGUUUCACUUCCUACCUAUUACCUACCACAUUUUGAUGGAAAUGUGAUGACCUGGUUCUCUUUCUGGGAUUCCUAUGAAGCAGCAGUACACAAGAGAGAAGACUUAGCUCCAGUCGAGAAAUUUAACUACCUGAGAAGUGUCCUGAAAGGUGAUGCCUACCGCGCUAUAUCGGGUAUGGAACUUUCUAAUGCUAAUUAUAAAAACGCUCUGAGAAUUCCCGCUCCCCUCGGCCCCAGCAAUGUCCCAGAGGCCGUUAGAAUUAUGCCUAUACUCAUACGCUCUGUCCGCGAGCUACUGAUCACCACCGGCAUCAGCGCUGCGAUAAUAAAUAAAGUGAACCGGCGUCUCGCGUGGUCUCGCGAGAGCGGCGCUCUUUAA
Priapulus caudatus is the source of this 1246-nucleotide messenger RNA. RefSeq lists its product as uncharacterized. NCBI's taxonomy places the organism in Eukaryota, Metazoa, Priapulida, Priapulimorpha, Priapulimorphida, Priapulidae. The transcript has 3 exons. The coding region runs from base 479 to 1246 and encodes 255 amino acids. The record is from RefSeq and is a predicted model, not a curated record.